AUGCUCCGAGUGACGCUCUUCCGUCUCCCGCCAAUCUCCCGCCAUCUCGGCUUUUCAAAGCCACGCCAUUUCUGCUUCCAUGCCCAUGAUUAUCAAUCCCUUUCUCGGGAGCUCUUUUCCCUCUUGAACAACUGUGCGUCAUUGAAGCCACUCCAACAGAUCCACGCUCAAAUGCUUCUAAACUCUGUUCAUCACCCCAAUUUCUUCCUCCCGAAAAUCAUUCUCCUCAAGGACUUCCACUAUGCUCUCCUCUUCUUCACCCAUCUUCCAAAACCCAACGACUACGCCUUCAACGUUAUGAUCCGCGGCCUUACCACUACCUGGCACAACUACUCUUUGGCACUGCAUUUCUAUUACCAGAUGAAGAUUUCCGGCCUUCUCCCCGAUAAUUUCACCUACCCGUUCUUCUUCAUCGCCUGUGCCAAUCUUCUAGCUCUGGAUUGUGGGCGAUCCGCCCACUCUAUGGUUUUCAAGACUGGUCUGGACGGGGAUGACCAUGUCGCUCACUCUUUGGUUACUAUGUAUGCAAAGUGUGGUCAAUUGGGUUGGUCCCGGAAAGUGUUCGACGAAAUUCCUGUGAGAGAUUUAGUGUCGUGGAAUUCCAUGAUCUCUGGGUAUUCGCAGAUGGGCUUUAGCAGGCAGGCGGUGAGGUUGUUUAUGGAUAUGCAAGAUCAGGGGAUUGACCCAAAUGAGAUGACGUUGGUUAGCGUUCUUGGGGCUUGUGGGGACUCUGGGAAUCUGGAUUUGGGGAGGUCGGUGGAGGUUUUUGUUCGUGAUAGGAAGAUGAAGUUUAACUCCUAUAUUGGCUCUGCUUUAAUUAGCAUGUAUGGAAAAUGUGGGGAUUUGAUAGCUGCUCGGAGGGUCUUUGAUGCAAUGACGAAGAAAGAUGUUGUUGCUUGGAAUGCUAUGAUCACUUGCUAUGCACAGAAUGGAGAAUCGGAUGAGACGAUCAUACUGUUUGAUGCAAUGAGAGAUGCAGGUAUCAGUCCAAACAAAAUCACAAUGGUUGGGGUUCUUUCCGCAUGUGCUUCUAUAGGAGCACUUGACUUAGGAAAAUGGAUUGAGACUUACGCCUCAGAAAGAAACUUGCAUCAUGAUAUCUAUGUUGCAAGUGCACUGAUUGAUAUGUAUGCAAAGUGUGGUAACUUGGACGAUUCAAUAAGGGUCUUUGAAAGCAUGCCUUACAGAAAUGAGGUGUCCUGGAAUUCCAUGAUUUCUGCCCUUGCUUUCCAUGGCCGGCCCCAAGAGGCCUUGUCUUUGUUUUGGCGCAUGACAAGGGAUAAUGGUGCUCCCCGACCGGAUGAGAUCACAUUUGUGGCAGUACUUUCUGCUUGUGUGCACGGUGGAUUGGUCAACGAGGGGCAUCAGUUUUUUGAGGUGAUGAAUCCAUCGUUUGGGGUUGUCCCAACAAUUGAGCACUUUUCUUGUAUGGUUGAUCUUUUGGCUCGUGCUGGUCAUCUGCAUGAAGCUUGGGAAAUUAUAGAGAAGAUGCCUGGAAAGCCCGAUGAAAUUGUGCUUGGAGCAUUGCUUGCUGCUUGUCAGAAGAAGAAAAACAUAGAUAUCAGCGACCGGGUGAUUAAACUUCUUCUAGAGGUGGAGCCAUCAAAUUCAGGAAACUAUGUCAUAUCAUCUAAGAUAUAUGCCAAUAUGAGAAAGUGGGAUGAGUCAGCAAAGGUGAGAGUCUUGAUGAGAGAAAGGGGUGUUAGUAAGACUCCAGGUUGCAGCUGGAUCGAGAUCGAAUCUAGCGUCCAUGAAUUUCAUGCUGGUGAUGGUUUACCUGCUCAAUCAAUAUAUAUGUACCAACUGCUCAAUGAGCAGAUGAGGAAGGAAGGUUACAUUCCAAAGCUUGAUUCUUUUUAG
This is a messenger RNA of Linum tenue, 1860 nucleotides long. The record is from the annotation of a GenBank genome assembly. NCBI's taxonomy places the organism in Eukaryota, Viridiplantae, Streptophyta, Magnoliopsida, Malpighiales, Linaceae.